This is a messenger RNA of Eubalaena glacialis (North Atlantic right whale), 2475 nucleotides long. RefSeq names its product bromodomain containing 7 (gene BRD7). Gene Ontology annotation, cellular component: nucleus. Bases 248 to 2293 code for a protein of 681 amino acids. The transcript is spliced from 18 exons. Lineage: Eukaryota; Metazoa; Chordata; Mammalia; Artiodactyla; Balaenidae. The record is from RefSeq and is a predicted model, not a curated record. Gene Ontology annotation, biological process: regulation of transcription by RNA polymerase II.
UCCCGCCGCCGCCGGCCGCUCGCCGACCCGCAGCCGCUCUCGGGCUCCGGCUGGGUCUCGCGCGCUCGGGCACUGCUGGGUCUCUUCGUGAGAGGCCUCGCGCCGUUCGGCGCACGCCGUACCCCUGCCUCGAGGCGCGGGGUCUCGUGGGCCCCGCUCCCGCCCUCCGCUCGCCUGGCCCGGACCGGAAGCGGCGCCGCACGGCCUGGGCCUGGCGCGGGGGGCGGGCACCGGGGCCCGGUCGGACAUGGGCAAGAAGCACAAGAAGCACAAGUCGGACAAACACCUCUACGAGGAGUAUGUAGAGAAGCCCUUGAAGCUGGUCCUCAAAGUGGGAGGGAACGAAGUCACCGAGCUCUCCACGGGCAGCUCCGGGCACGACUCCAGCCUCUUAGAAGACAAAAACGAUCAUGACAAACACAAGGACCGAAAGCGGAAAAAGAGAAAGAAAGGAGAGAAGCAGGUUCCAGGGGAAGAAAAGGGGAGAAAACGGAGACGAAUAAAGGAAGAUAAAAAGAAGCGAGAUCGGGACUACGUGGACAAUGAGGCAGAAAAAGACCUCCAGUGUCAGGCCCCUGUAGGAUUAGACUUGCCUCCUGAGAAGCCUCUUGCAAGCUCUUUAGCCAAACAAGAAGAAGUAGAACAGACACCCCUUCAAGAAGCUUUGAAUCAACUGAUGAGACAACUGCAGAGGAAAGACCCAAGUGCUUUCUUUUCAUUUCCUGUGACUGAUUUUAUUGCUCCCGGCUACUCCAUGAUCAUUAAACACCCAAUGGAUUUUAGUACCAUGAAAGAAAAGAUCAAGAACAAUGAUUACCAGUCUAUAGAAGAACUAAAGUGGUUAAGAAUCCGCCUGCCAGUUCAGGAGACACGGGUUCAAGCCCUGGUCCGGGAAGAUCCCACGUGCCGCAGAGCAACUAAGCCCGAUAACUUCAAACUAAUGUGUACUAAUGCUAUGAUUUACAACAAACCAGAGACCAUUUAUUAUAAAGCUGCAAAGAAGCUAUUGCACUCAGGGAUGAAAAUUCUUAGCCAGGAGAGAAUUCAGAGCCUGAAGCAGAGCAUAGACUUCAUGGCAGACUUGCAAAAAAGUCGAAAGCAGAAAGAUAGAACAGACACCUCGCAGAGUGGGGAGGACAGCGGCUGCUGGCCAAGAGAGAGGGAAGACUCUGGAGACACUGAGGCACAAGGCUUCAAGAGUCCCAAUAAGGAAAAUAAAAAGAAAGACAAAGAUGUACUUGAAGAUAAAUUUAAAAGCAGUAAUUUAGAAAGAGAGCAGGAGCAGAUUGACCGCAUUGUUAAGGAAUCUGGAGGAAAGCUGACCAGGCGGCUUGUUAAUAGUCAGUGUGAAUUUGAAAGGAGAAAACCAGAUGGAACAACAACAUUGGGACUUCUCCAUCCGGUGGAUCCUGUUGUAGGAGAACCAGGCUACUGCCCUGUGAGACUGGGAAUGACAACUGGAAGACUUCAGUCUGGAGUGAAUACUUUGCAGGGGUUCAAAGAAGAUAAAAGGAACAAGGUAACUCCAGUGUUAUACUUGAAUUAUGGACCCUACAGUUCUUAUGCACCACAUUAUGACUCCACAUUUGCAAAUAUCAGCAAGGACGAUUCUGAUCUAAUCUAUUCAACCUAUGGGGAAGACUCUGACCUCCCGAGUGAUUUCAGCAUCCAUGAGUUUUUGGCCACAUGCCAAGAUUAUCCAUAUGUUAUGGCAGAUAGUUUACUGGAUGUUUUAACAAAAGGAGGACAUUCUAGAACCCUGCAGGAGGCGGAGAUGUCAUUUCCUGAAGAUGAAGGCCAAACUAGGACAAUUGACACAGCAAAAGAAAUGGAGCAGAUUACAGAAAUCGAACCAACAGGGCAUUUAGACUCCAAUAAUCAAGACAGGCUUACAGCACUGAAAGCAGUAACAAACUUUGGAGCUCCAGUUGAAGUUUUUGACUCGGAAGAAGCUGAAGUGUUCCAGAGGAAACUUGAUGAGACCACCAAACUGCUCAGAGAGCUCCAGGAAGCCCAGAAUGAGCGUUUGAGUACCAGACCCCCUCCCAACAUGAUCUGUCUCUUGGGUCCCUCAUGCAGAGAAAUGCAUCUUGCUGAACAAGUGACCAAUAACCUUAAAGAACUUGCACAGCAAGUAACUCCAGGUGAUAUUGUAAGCAUGUAUGGAGUCCGAAAAGCAAUGGGGAUUUCCAUCCCCUCCCCGGUGGUUGAAAACAACUUUGUAGAUUUAACAGAAGAUUUUGAAGAACCUAAAAAGACUGAUGUUACUGAGUGUGGACCUGAUGGGAUUUGAAGCUAACUGGUAUUUGAUUAUAUAUUAUGUAUAUAUUUUUUUCAUUCUUAACUUGGAAAUGCUUUUUCAGAAGAUAUUAAAUAUUUGUAAAUUGUGUUUUUAAUUAAACUUUGGAACAAUUAAUUUUAAUGUUCCAGAGAUUGGACUUGUGUUAGGUAAUAAAGCUGAACCUGGGACUGUGA